AUGGCUGCUAAUUAAAGAGGUAGAGGUGGUUAAGUCGGAACAAAAGUAAAAGUAUCUUUAGGUCUUCCUGUAGGUGCUGUCAUGAAUUGCGCUGACAAUUCUGGAGCUAAAAAUUUAUAUACAAUUGCAUGUUUUGGUAUUAAAGGUCAUUUAAGUAGACUCCCAAGUGCUUCUGUUGGAGAUAUGAUUCUCUGUUCAGUAAAGAAAGGAUCUCCCAAAUUAAGAAAGAAAGUACUUUAAGCUAUUGUUAUUAGAUAAAGAAGACCCUGGAGAAGAAGAGAUGGUGUAUUUAUUUAUUUUGAAGAUAAUGCAGGUGUUAUUGCUAACCCUAAAGGUGAAAUGAAAGGUUCUUAAAUCACAGGACCAGUUGCAAAAGAAUGUGCUGAUGUAUGGCCCAAAGUUGCUUCUAAUGCUGGCUCAGUUGUUUGAUUAAAGAAUGUAUUUAAUGUUUUAGCAUUUAUAAAUUUACAUAUAAGAAUUUAUUUGUUUUUUUAUUAUAUAGAUUUAUAUAUGUUUCUUUAUGAUUGGUUUUAUUUAAAUAUUUUAACUUUUUUGCUUUUUUUC
Molecule: messenger RNA, 564 nt
Organism: Ichthyophthirius multifiliis
Lineage: Eukaryota; Ciliophora; Oligohymenophorea; Hymenostomatida
Product: large subunit ribosomal protein 23, putative
Exons: 4
Biological process (GO): translation
Cellular component (GO): cytosolic large ribosomal subunit; ribosome
Molecular function (GO): large ribosomal subunit rRNA binding; structural constituent of ribosome
Source: RefSeq, a predicted model, not a curated record